CGAAUUGAUUUGGAUUCAACCCUUUCUUUCUUUUCUGUCUCUUCUUCUUCUUGCAUUCAUCUAAAACAACUCGACCAUGACAUCUCUUCCUAUUACUACAGCUACUGACAAUACCGGUACUGACGAUACCACCAAGAAGCUCAUUCCAGGCCAUGUAAUUCACUGUAGCAGCGUCGAGGAAUACCACGCCGCCCUACAGGCAGCCGGAGAUGGUCUCGUGGUGGUGGAUGUCUAUGCCGAUUGGUGUCCCCCCUGUCAAGCCAUGGCGCCCAUCUUUGAACGGUUGGCCGCGGAAUAUCCGCAGACUGUCUUUAUAAAAGUGGAUGUCGACCGAGCACCUUCCUUGAAACACGAACUUUCUGUUUGGGCGCUCCCCACCUUUGUCUUUCUCAAGCACGGCAAGAAAGUCGGAUCCUUCAUGGGAGCCAAUCAGAGUUUGUUAAAACGAGGAUUGGAAAAUAAUGGGGAGGUUUCCAUUUGCAGUAAUUUGGCGUGUAUUGUACAGUAGUACUGGCACAGUAGCAUGGUUUGUGGAUGGAUGCGAUGGAUUGAGCUCACAAAAAGAAAUUGGGUUUGCAAGCUGCGAGACUGAUUCUGGGGUGCAGGCGAUGAAUUGUCUAAAAGUGAAAGACCCUGCGAGGCAGUGGAGAAGAACUGGGCCCGUGUUGCUUUUUACAUACUGUUUCGUCAAUAUUUGAUCCGGGAAAAGAGUACAAUGAUGGAACCAACCCUGGAGGUACAAAAGUUGGUUUUCUGUUGCAUCCGCUUGCCGCUUCGAGAUGCAUACAAUUCACGGAUUUCUGAGGAUAUCUACCGAGAAUGUUACCUUCCUACUAGAACUGUACUGUAAUGGCAACUGUAGUCGAGCUUUCAAGUCACUACAGUACGUACGAAUGUGGGCACCACAAAAACAACGAGCGGAUAGUCAGGAU
Seminavis robusta is the source of this 932-nucleotide messenger RNA. NCBI's taxonomy places the organism in Eukaryota, Bacillariophyta, Bacillariophyceae, Naviculales, Naviculaceae. The record is from the annotation of a GenBank genome assembly.